AUGUUCACCGACAAUGGACCCCAGUUUUCCAGUGCUGAAUUCAAACGCUUUUCAGCAGAUUGGGACUUCACACACACCACAUCGAGUCCCCACUAUCCUCAGUCAAAUGGAUUGGUGGAAAAUGCUGUGAAAAUUGUCAAGAACAUGAUCCGCAAUACAGUUAACAGUGGCCAAGACAUCUAUAGAGCUUUGCAGAUUUAUCGCAGUACACCACUUGAGUGCGGGAAAUCCCCAGCAGAGCUGCUGUACAACACAAGAAUUCGUUCCAAUCUUCCCAUGGUGGACAGCUUGCUUGGUUUUAAACAUCUGGACAGUAAAGCAUUCAAGCAAAGAAAGGACGCACAAAAGGAAAAACAAAAUGGUGGAUCCCGUGACCUUCCUCUACUUCAAGUAGGAGAUACCGUGAGGCUGCUGGAUACGACUAAGAAUAUGUGGUCUCAGGGCGGAGUAGUUACAGCCGCAUUGCCAAACCGUUCAUAUCAAGUAGAUACAGGCAAUGGCACGAGACGUAGUAAUAGGCGGCACUUGAGAGUUGCUUCACAACCGCCACAGCAGUGUGACUUCAUCGAGCCAUCAUCAAAAGAACAGGAUUUCGAAACAACCACGACCGCAACAGCAGUUGAGCCGAACAACAACGACAUCACUCAACCAACAGCUACUAUGACCAGGAGCGGACGAGUUGUUAAGCCACCGAUAAGACUUGAUCUAUAA
Asterias rubens (European starfish) is the source of this 711-nucleotide messenger RNA. RefSeq lists its product as uncharacterized. NCBI's taxonomy places the organism in Eukaryota, Metazoa, Echinodermata, Asteroidea, Forcipulatida, Asteriidae. The transcript has a single exon. Gene Ontology annotation, biological process: DNA integration. Gene Ontology annotation, molecular function: nucleic acid binding. The record is from RefSeq and is a predicted model, not a curated record. The coding region runs from base 1 to 711 and encodes 236 amino acids.